AAAGCUCUCGUCAGUCGUUACCAGGGGAAGGGCGCAGGGUUUAAGCACGGUGAAAUACUUACCUUGAACUUGAAGACAGUCAUCGAGUGUUUCUUGAGCCAUAACGGACCAGCCAGCAGUUGCUAAGAGGCGUGUUCGUUGCGAACCUCCAAGCUUCCCCCUUUCUUCACCCCAAAUAAUGCUUAUCCUACGCACCUGCGUCUCUCCUCUUCAACAGCCAAAGCUCUUGAGCUGCAACUUCUCGCGCCAGACCCACUUCUCUGCACCGCUUCGUCCAUUUGCUGCUACGCUGCUGCUGUCUCGCAGAUUUCUGAAAUCAUCUGUUACUUUCGCAAAAGCGAGUCGUAGUGAAGGAACUAAAACCCGGAAAUUGCAGAAGGAAAUUGAAGAAGAUGGUGAAGAUGACGACAACGAUGAAGAAGAAGAAGAGGUCUCAGCUCAAGCUAGAUUCAGAGGAAGAGAAGAAGAGAAGGACUAUGAUCGAGACCCAGAACUCGCCGAGAUUCUUGGCAGUUGUUUCGAUGAUCCACAGAAGGCAAAGGCCCGGGUGGAGGACAGAAUAAGGAACAAAAGGAACAAAAUACUGCACCCCAAAACUGGUUCUGCGAUACCCAUGAAAGUGACAUUCAACAAGUUUGAUUUCUCAAACUCCUAUAUAUGGUUUGAAUUUUACAAUGCUCCCCUACCAAAUGACAUUUCUUUAAUCUGUGAUGCAAUUCGAGCGUGGCACAUUAUUGGACGUCUUGGUGGAUGCAAUUCCAUGAACAUGCAGCUGUCACAAGCCCCUUUGGAUAAAAGACCAAAUUAUGAUGCAAUUCAGGGAGCAAAUGUGACACCAACCACAUUUUAUAAUAUUGGGGACUUCGAGAUUCAGGAAAACCUAGCACGCAUAUGGGUGGAUAUUGGGACUAGUGAACCACUGCUUCUGGAUGUUUUGAUAAAUGCCUUGACACAGAUAAGCUCCGACUAUAUUGGAAUAAAGCAGGUGGCAUUUGGUGGGUCUGAAUUUGAGAGCUGGAAAGAGGAUUUGGCAUCAGAGGAUGCCGGCUGUAGUGUUCACAAGAUUUAAACCACUUCCCAUCCAAAUGAACCAUGUCAUGAGACCAUGGAAACAGAGAAUGAAGAACAAUAUGCAAGUGUUAACCCUACAUGCUACUAGCCUGAAAUAGUUGAGAAGGCACCGAUUAUGAUGCAAGGAGGCGUUUGUAAAUCUACAACCAACUAUAGGAAUACACACUUGAUAGAAUGUAGACCUUUUCAGAAUGUAAAUCUACAUAAGGAGUUGAUUUACAAAAUAGAAUGUAGACCCUUUUUUAUUUUUUUUCCCAAGGAUGUAGACCUUUUAUCUCCUUCUGGUCAAGGAGCAAGAAUGUAGACUUGAUUUACAAAACAGAAUAUGUAAAAUGUGUUUCAACUUUCAAA
Nelumbo nucifera (sacred lotus) is the source of this 1422-nucleotide messenger RNA. RefSeq names its product oxidoreductase/transition metal ion-binding protein (DUF3531). The record is from RefSeq and is a predicted model, not a curated record. Lineage: Eukaryota; Viridiplantae; Streptophyta; Magnoliopsida; Proteales; Nelumbonaceae.